UACAGACAAGAUAAAAGAAAUUAAAAAAAAAAAAAAACUAAUCCAGUAGACUAAAAACGGAUAUUUCGGUAAUCUACAAAUAAUUCUACAGUAACAACAUAGGAUUAAUUACUUAAUCAAUACUAGUACUAGUAAUAACCAAUUAUAGCCCACAUAGUACAUCACUGUUGAUAAUGAUAUGGUACGCAUAUGAUGAAAUUACCGAAAAAUCCAAUUGAAAACAUAGCAUCGUGUCCGUAUCAUACGGCAUUAUUCAGCAAAUCUUUUUAUCAGUCCGUUGCUUACUUAAAAAUGAGCAAUCCUUGCCUUGUCCCUCCAUUUCUUCACCUUUAUUUCUCUCACUUCCCAAUAGUCUCUUCCUAUCUACUCCUCUUCUUUCCAUACACCAAAUUUGCACAAAAAAAAAAAAAAAAAACCUCUAGUUAGUCUAUACUCUUCAGCAACCAAAACCCAUAUCUCGAAACAAAAAAAGAAGUGUUAGUCAUAGUUUUUUGUGCUUGAAUUUUUUAACUUUUGAUUGGAAUAUUGGUACAUAAGAACAGUGGCAUUUAAAACUUUGAGACCCACAUGCAGAUUAUUCGUCUUGUAUGUUUCUUGUUCAUUUUAUGCUCAAUCUUUGAGUUUAACAAGAGGUUUUUGGGUUGUUUUCUUGACUUUGUUUUCAUGGAUUGUGUUGAAUCCCUUAAGCAUUUGAGUUUGAAUGCUGAUUUGGGAUUUGGGUUUCUUGUGUUUGGUUGGUUUGGGCAAGUGUAUAAAGUUUUGGGGUUGUUUUUGUUGUUUGGUUUGGGAUUAAGGGUCUUGCAAUUUAGUUGGUAUUGUAAGGGUUGGAACCGUUUUCUUUGUGCUUUUUGUGGGAAAUCAGGUGAAUUGAGAAAUGGAUGUUCAAAAAAUGAUUUUGAUGACAAGUGUAGUGAAAAGAUGAUAUUUUGCAAGUCUGGGUUGUUAAAACUGUUGAUGAAUGAAAAAAAUGAAACCAGUGAUGAUGAAUUGGAUGAUGAACAUGAGUGUUGUGAUGAAGACAAAGUGUUUGAUGUUUUGUCACUCAGAAAAAUGGUUAAGAUUGAAAGGGGCAAAGCAAAUGCUGCUUGUUUGGAACUUGAAAAGGAGAGAAUGGCAGCUGCUACAGCAGCUGAGGAAACAAUGGCAAUGAUUUUGCGCUUACAAAAUGAGAAGAGUUUAGUUGAAAUGGAAACAAAUCAAUAUAAAAGAUUGGCUGAGGAGAAGCAAUUACACGAUCAAGAAGUGAUUCAAUCAUUACAAUGGCUUGUACUUAAACAUGAAUCAGAAAGGACUAUCUUGGAAGACCAACUCAAAUUAUGUAGAGAAAAGUUGAAGUCUUUUGGGAAAAGGGAUUAUGAAGGGGACCACUCAGAAGGAACUGAGGAGAAUCAUAGUUCUCUCAAUGCCAACCUUGAUGAUGCUUUUCAUUAUACACUCUUUAGCUCUCUUGACAUGGAUUUGUCGCCAGAGUAAGUUUUUUUUUUAUUUCUUGGGAAAACACUAAACACUGUAGAUUUUGCCUCCCUUGAUCAAUCAUUGGGAGAGUGCAUUAACUUGUCCAGUUAACCCAACAUCAAGAAAUGGUCCACACACUUUUGCUUUUUGAUGGUUGUCCAGUAUCACUUGCUCUAGGAUUGUUCUUUGACUGUUUUAAUUGAUGUCUCUGGCAACUAAUUAGUCCUUGAAUAGUUCUAGUAGAGUCACAGGGUCAGCUCCUCCUUGUGUAGUGGAAUUAUGUUCAAUUUUCACUUGUAAAUAUAAUGGUGGUAUUAGUAUAGCAACUCAAUUCUCAUCAAUAAAUAGAAUGUCAUUUUU
This is a messenger RNA of Lycium ferocissimum, 1815 nucleotides long. Its product is annotated as protein FLOURY 1-like. Lineage: Eukaryota; Viridiplantae; Streptophyta; Magnoliopsida; Solanales; Solanaceae. The record is from RefSeq and is a predicted model, not a curated record. The transcript has a single exon. Bases 568 to 1473 code for a protein of 301 amino acids.